Messenger RNA from Osmerus eperlanus (European smelt), 3583 nucleotides. RefSeq names its product myocyte-specific enhancer factor 2A-like. Gene Ontology annotation, biological process: positive regulation of transcription by RNA polymerase II; cell differentiation. Lineage: Eukaryota; Metazoa; Chordata; Actinopteri; Osmeriformes; Osmeridae. The transcript is spliced from 12 exons. The coding region runs from base 368 to 1948 and encodes 526 amino acids. Gene Ontology annotation, molecular function: RNA polymerase II cis-regulatory region sequence-specific DNA binding; DNA-binding transcription factor activity, RNA polymerase II-specific; histone deacetylase binding. The record is from RefSeq and is a predicted model, not a curated record.
GAGCCUGCUUCUCUGAGUUUGUUAGUUGCUUUCCUAAAAAUAGCAGACGAGUGUCAACGUGAGUGAAAUUACGCCCAUGUAACACUGUCUCUCUUGGAGUCGUUUUGAUAAAAAUAUAUCUUUAUCGAGAAAAGGACUGGGAGGGGAACAGGCACAAUCCUAACCACCCGAGUUUGAGAGCCUGCCGUAGGUGAACCAACCCUAAGAGAUCUGUGUCCUGCCAAAAGAGGAGUAUUACGGUUACUGCCAGUUGUUGAGGCAAAGUGAAGACAGAGAGACGAUGUGUUAAGGAUCCGUUCUGGAAUAUUCACACAGACGUUGUUUCUGAUAUUCUUUGGGUGUCAGAGAAAUCAAACUCGAUCCCACCAUGGGGCGGAAGAAGAUCCAGAUCACACGAAUCAUGGACGAGAGGAACAGGCAGGUGACCUUCACCAAGAGGAAGUUUGGUCUGAUGAAGAAGGCCUACGAGUUGAGCGUUCUAUGUGACUGUGAAAUAGCCCUGAUCAUCUUCAACAGCUCCAACAAGCUGUUCCAGUACGCCAGCACCGACAUGGACAAAGUGCUGCUCAAGUACACCGAGUACAACGAGCCCCACGAGAGCAGGACCAAUUCAGACAUUGUGGAGAAAUUAAGAAUCAAAGGCCAUAAUGACUGUGCCAGUCCUGAGGCCGACGACUGUUUUGGCCAUAGCCCUGAUAUGGACGAACGCUUCCCCAAGCUAAACGAAGAGAGUGCUGUUAUGUACAGACGCUGUGGUGCGCUAAACAAGAAAGAACACAGAGGUUGUGAUAGCCCGGACCCCGAUGCCUCCUAUGUCCUCACCCCUCACACUGAAGAGAAAUAUAAAAAGAUUAAUGAGGAGUUUGAUAAUAUGAUGAGAAAUCAUAAAAUCCCCAGCGGUCUGCCUCAGCAAAACUUCUCCAUGCAUGUGGCCAACCCCAGCAGCCUGGCUCAGGCCUACAGCCCUGCAGGCUCCCUGGCUUCCCAGCAGGCCCUGGCUGCAGCCACCCAGGCCCUCAGCGACAGUGGCAUGCUCUCCACGCCCCAUGGACAACUUCCCAGGAACAUGGCCUCUCCCCAACGUCCCCCUAGUGCUGGCAAUGCAGGUGGCAUGCAGGGGAACGCUGAGCUGGCAGUGCCAAAUGGAACAGGCCCCAGCUCUGGCCCAGUGGGGAAUGGCUUUGUGGGCAACCCCAGUGCAAACAGCUUGGGAAAAGUCAUGCCAACCAAAUCCCCUCUACCCACUGGGGGAAGCCUGCCCCUCGCCAGCCGAAAGCCUGACCUGAGGGUAGUUCUCCCUCCGUCCAACAAAGGCAUGAUGCCACCCCUGAGCACCCAGAGGCUGAAUAACAGUUCCCAGUCCAGCCAGUCCCUGGCAACUCCAGUGGUCUCAGUAAACACCCCCAGUUUGCCUCCCCAGGGUCUGGUCUACCCAGGCAUGAACUCUGCUUACAACAAUGAGUAUUCCUUGAACAGCUCAGAUCUUUCCAGCUUACAAGGUUUCAACUCUCCAGCAGGCCUUUCCCUGGGCUCCAUGUCGGCAUGGCAGCAUCAUCAGCUGGGUCAGGCUGCACUGAAUUCACUGGUGUCUGGCAACCACAUACCUCAGUGCUCUAACCUCUCCGUCAACACCAACCAGAAUAUCAAUAUCAAGUCUGAGCCCAUUUCCCCUCCCAGAGACCGUGUGACCCAAUCAGGCUUCAUGGCCCAGCACCCUGCCCCUCCCCCACCCCACACCUCGUCCUCCUCCUCCAGGCCAGAGAUGGGGCGUUCCCCUGCCGACAGCAUCAGCUCUUCAUGCAGCUCUUACGAUGGCAGCGACCGGGAGGACCACCGGUCAGACUUCCACUCCUCAACACUGGGGGCGCUGGCCAGACCGCAGGGGGGGACGGAGAACAGGGAAAGCCCCUCGGUCAAACGCAUGCGCAUGGAAAGUUGGGUGACUUAAAACCUGUCAUAUCACACACACACACACAAAAUGAGGUUGUUAAACCUUCCCAGAAAGCACAGGAAGUAUACAAUAUGCGAGUUUCGUUGUUUUCACAUCUUUAUUAUUAUUCUUCACUGUUUUCAUAUCAGAUUGAAGUUCUUUGAAAAUUUACUUUGAAAAAGUGAUUUUUAUGAUUAUUGUUCGUAAUCUGCUUUUCUGGGGUAAAAUGUUGUUCAUUUUAAUUCAUGACAAUUUACUAUGUCUGACCAGAUAUGUUCUACAGUAUCUGAUCAGAUAAACAUUUGUUUAGCAUUGUGGAUUUAUUGUGGUCACUGCUGCGAUCUAAGGCACUUAUUUAAGUUUGCAAGAUGAUACAGCACAAAUAUUCAAAGUUCCAAAUAUUUAUCUUGAUUUUGGGCUAAGCUUGGAAUAACUAUCUACCCUGCCACUUUGUGUGGCCUGAUGUAGCUAUACAAGAUGAGUUUUCAGAUUUGAUUUCAUCACAAGGACUAAAGUACAAAGGGAUCGCCAUGGGAGGAGAAAGAGCCUUAGUUUCUCAUCGUCACAGGUUUUUGUUUAUUCACCCUGUUAGCAGUUCAACUGUAAAGCAAUACAUCAUGGUCUUCUCCCUCUCUUAAAAACCACAUUCUUUAUGUCAGCCAAAGCAGUAUGCUGAUUUUUUUAUGUAGUAGUGAGUGUAUUUUGAUAAUUUCCACAAAAUAAAACAUUGUUUCAGCAAUAUAUAGAAAAUUGAAAGCCAUGGACACUUGCUGUUCUUUAUGUAUAGUGAAAAUAAACAUGUCUUUUGUUAUAUAUAUAUAGCAACUCUAACAUAUAUAAUAUAUAUAUAUAUACAUAUAUAUAUUAUGUAUAUAUAUAUUAUAUAUACACACAUAUAUGUAUAUAUCUAUAUAUAUACGCAUAUACAUAUAUAUAUAUAUAUACAUAUAUAUCACUUUUUGUUGUAUGUACUUAUAUCUGUUGUACCUUCAAAUUUAAAAAAUAUAUUUAUAUAUUUUUGUGGAUUGUUGCCAUGUUUACAAGGCAUCAUUCUUUUUGAUCAAGUAUUCACUGGGUAAUAUUUUCUAUUUUGUUAAGUAAACUUUUCUCUUUACAAAUAAAUACUUUGGUAACCAGUUUUAGAGUUGGUGGGUGAUAAGUAUGUUAAAAUUGGAUAGACUACUGGUAAUGCCAUCUGGUCACAAUACGUUGAAAUAUAUUUCUAUACUGGAAAAUUGAUUUGCUAAUAGUAAAUUGUCCCCAACUGUGAUCAUUUUGGACCUUGCAGAUGAUAUUCAGUUCUAGGGUUCCGUCCAAGACGUGCCAAGUCUCAUCUUUGGGCAGAUGGAAAUAAAGCAGCUAUAUGUACUUAGAGAAAAUGUCCAAUGUGGAUCGUUUUUUGUGUUUGAUACAUUGUUUAUAAAAUGUAAAUGUUGUACAUACAUUAUUGCCUCCGUAUGAAACAUCAGAUGCAGACAUUGAUUGAAGUGAAAUACAAUAUAUGUACCCACAAUCUCUCUUAGUUGUUGUUGUUUUUUAUAUUGUCAGUUAUGUAGACAGCACCUCAUUGGAUGCUAUGUCCCCCCUAGUCAUCGCUCACCCUAUGUGGGUGACUAAGCACAAUCAUAUGUGGGAGCUCGUGAGUCCUUUUUC